AUGGAACAGGAUCGAGUUGCUGGAUCUUGCGACUCCCCUCCUUAUUUUGAUGGAAACAACUACGCUGCUUGGAGAGAAAAAUUUGAGAUAUUCCUUGAUGCUCUUGAUGAGAACGCAAGUGAGUAUCUCACAAAAGAGUGGGUUGCUCCUGUCAAGACUGUUGAGAGUAAUGUUGUGCCCAAGCCUAGGUCGAAAUGGACUGAAGCUGAGGUGUUUGCUGCAUAUUCAAACAAGAAGGCCAGAAAUGCCUUAGUUACAGCCUUGUCUAGAGCACAAUUUUCACAUAUACAACACAUCCCAAAUGCGAAACAAGCUUGGGAUAAACUAAGGGUGGUUCAUGAAGGGGAUGACCAAGUUAGAAUCCUUAAACCUCAAAUGGUGCUUGCAGAAUUUGAAGAACUUAGGAUGUUUGAAACUGAGUCUAUUUCUGAGUUCUAUGAGAGAGUUGAGAUGAUCACAAAUGAAGCCAUGAGUCUCGGUCAACCUAUUGAUAAGCUUCUUGUUGUUCAGAAAAUCCUUCGUGUUCUACCAUCUAGGUUUAGAGCAAAGAAAGCUGCAAUCAUGGAGGUCCAAAACUUAAAUGAAAUUAAGCUUGGCAAGCUCGUAGGAAAAUUGAAAACCUAUGAGAUGGAGUUGAAUAUGGAAGAGAAUGACACUAAAAAAUCAAAAAAUGUUGCACUUCAAGGAGUGAAUGAUUCAUCUCUGAAAGGUGGUGAAAAAUCCUCAAGUUUUGAGGACGAGAUGGCUUUGUUUGUCAAAAAAUUUAGGAGAAUUCUUAGGGAUAAAGGAAAGUUUGCUAGAGAGGGCAGCUCUGGUAGUGAGAGACAAUUUAGACCAUCAACUGAUCGGUCUAAUGAGAGGAACAAGGAUGUCAAAUCUUUCACUAAAGAUUUUAGAAAAUCUGUCAAGUGCUUCACAUGUGGAGGCAUUGGGCACUAUGCUGCCGACUGUGCAAACAAUCAGAAAAAAUACUCCAAAGGAAAGGACAAGGCCAUGAAAGUUAGCUGGAGUGAGAGUGAAAGUGAAGUGUCUCAAGAGGAUUCUUCCUCUGAUAAUGAUGACCACCAUGUUGCUUUUGUUGCCUCUGUGCAGCCAGUGUCUGAUGAAUCUGAUUCUGAGUCAGAUGACCUGUCAUACGAGUCAUUAGGAAGAAAAUAUGAUUGUUUGUUCAAAGAGACAUUGUCUUUGAAAGAAGAGAGCCUCAAACCUGAGGCCAACAACCAUGAACUUCAACAUGAAAUCCUCAUCUUAAAAGAAACCAAAAAGGAGUUAAAUGACAAAUUUGUGUCUCUAGAAAAAGAAUUUGUUGCACUUGUGUCAAUUAGGAGUAAUCAUGAAAAUCAAGUUAAUGUGCUCAAGGAAAGUAACAUUGGUUUCCAGAACUCAAACAAACUGCUCCUAGGUGAAUUGAAUGAAGCAAAAAGUAAGGUUAUAUCUAUGACCAUUGGUGCCUUAAAAAUUGACAAAAUGUUGACUAUGGAAAACCUCAUGGGGACAAAGGUGGUCUUGGAUUUAAUCAUUUUGAUUCUAGUUCGUCUAGCUCUACCACUAGGUCAUACCAAAUGUCUUGUUGUGCUAAAUGCUUUUGCUGCAUCAAACACCAACUCUUGGUACUUUGAUAGUGGCUGUUCCAAACAUAUGUCUGGUGAUAAGAGUGUCUUCUCAUCUCUCAGUCCUUUUGACGGAGGCACUGUGGCUUUUGGUGGAGGUCACAAGUCUCAAGUUGUUGGAAAAGAAGUUAGAUUCUCCAAGCAUGGGUGCAAAAUCAUUGGAAAAGAUGGCAAUGAGAUUGUGAGCGUGGCUAGGUCUAGGGACAAUUGCUAUUGCAUUGAUGGUGUCAAUGAUGCAAAAGAAGUAGUUUGCAAUAAGGUUGUGAAUGAAACAAGUGUCUUGUGGCAUCAAAGGCUUGGACAUGUGAACUUUAGAGACUUGCAUAAAUUGUCCAGGAAAGAGUUAGUGAGUGGAUUACCAAAGCUUGACAAAUCUGAUCAACAUUUUUGUGAAGGAUGUCAAUUGGGGAAGCAAGUUAGAGUGUCACAUAAGAAGGUCAAACACAUUCAAACACAAGUAAGCCUUGAACUUGUUCACAUGGACCUUAUUGGUCCUAUCCAAACCUUGUCCCUUGGUGGAAAGAAAUAUAUUCUUGUCAUGGUUGAUGAUUUCUCUAGGUUCACUUGGAUGGGAAUUAAGCAUGAGUUCUCCGCUCCUAUUACACCUCAACAAAAUGGUGUUGUGGAGAGAAAGAAUAGAGUUCUUGUUGAGAUGGCUCGGGUGAUGCUCAAUAGCAAAAAUCUCUCUACACCUAUUACACCUCAACAAAAUGGUGUUGUGGAGAGAAAGAAUAGAGUUCUUGUUGAGAUUGCUCGGGUGAUGCUCAAUAGCAAAAAUCUUGCUAAACAUUUUUGGGUUGAAGCUGUAAGUACAACUUGUUAUAUCUCAAACAGGGUAUUUUUGAGGUCUGGUACCAAACAAACUCCCUAUGAGAUUUGGAAAGGAAAGAAGCCUAAUGUGUCAUAUUCUAGGGUGUUCCACUUCAAGCCGAGCCUAUGGAGUGUACAACUAUAG
This is a messenger RNA of Prunus persica (peach), 2565 nucleotides long. RefSeq lists its product as uncharacterized. The transcript has 4 exons. The coding region runs from base 1 to 2565 and encodes 854 amino acids. Gene Ontology annotation, biological process: DNA integration. NCBI's taxonomy places the organism in Eukaryota, Viridiplantae, Streptophyta, Magnoliopsida, Rosales, Rosaceae. Gene Ontology annotation, molecular function: nucleic acid binding; zinc ion binding. The record is from RefSeq and is a predicted model, not a curated record.